Haliotis rubra (blacklip abalone) is the source of this 1243-nucleotide messenger RNA. Its product is annotated as glycerophosphodiester phosphodiesterase domain-containing protein 5-like. The transcript has 3 exons. The record is from RefSeq and is a predicted model, not a curated record. Lineage: Eukaryota; Metazoa; Mollusca; Gastropoda; Lepetellida; Haliotidae. The coding region runs from base 1 to 393 and encodes 130 amino acids.
AUGACCUCAUCAUUGGUUUGUUUGUUGCAGGUACCGUCCAGCUACCUGAUCCUGUGGGUGACCGUGGACGUCUUGUCAGCUGUGAUAAUCAUCACGGUGUUUAUAGUACAGAGAAUCCGACUGUAUGGGACUUCAUUUAGCCCUGAAACCUUCUCCCUGAACAGCACGGCCCGCAGCGCUCAGGAACACCGAUCUCGCAAUAUGAAGGAGAAGCUGCUGUACAACAUGACGGAUGGGGACCUCGUGGAGGAGGUGGAUGUACGUGCUGGCCACGGCGGCGUGGUCAACCAGCCCGCUUCAUCGUACUCCAUGGCCUUCAUCAACAACGACCCCUACUCCAGUAGAUACCACAAUGGAAACACCUUCCCCGACAGCAAGUACGAAGUGGAGUAGGACAGCGAUCACGAUGACAAUAGUCUUUCUUGCGACACAAGUUUGGAUGCAAUAUUUUUAUCUGUGUAUCAUGUGUAUUUGUUCUCAUGGUAUACAGAGCCUUGUGAGCUUAUGUUUCUUGUCACUGAAUGUCCGGUAGCCAUCUUUGUCAAAGGCAGUAGUUUUCUGUGUGUGAACCUGUUGUGACAUGGGAUCAUUCCAAGAGAAUUGGGUUCAUCGAGUUGGUCGUUGUCAUAAAAAGGGAAAUCAUUGUCAGAUAGAAAAAAAAAAAAUAUUUACAUGAUACAGGGGAAUGCUGAACCAGAUGACUUCUUUUCGGAUUUUCAGGGAAGUCAGAAUCUGCAAAGUGUUCCUCAUCCUGUUCCAAAAUGUUCCAUUGUUGGUUUUGGUGGGCAAGAUAUCAUCAUCAAAACUUUGAGACCAUUAUUGGUAAUCAGGCUUUUUGUCUGCAACUGAGAGAAACUGCUUGUUGAAAUGACCUGAUGUGAAACUUUCAUGAUCAAAUGUCAAGAAACUGAUCAUAUGUAGAUCAAUGGUAUGCGUUUGAAGCAAGUAUGGCGAACCUGUUGAUCUUUGAUACCGCUGUAUGACAGGAUACUUGCCUCAACCUGCUAUGUACUGCUGCCUUGGUCAGUGUGCGUGACACGGAGGAUGAACGAUGUUUGUGUGCACUGUGGUGGAGUUUAGCCCUUUGGUUUUACCAGGUAUUUUGAAGGUGAGCUCCAGUACCAGACUUCACGGACAGUGAUGGUCAAUCCAGACACAGACUUUGGUUUACUAUCAGUUGGUUUAUGAACAAAUGAACACCUGAAUGAGAAAAUUACUUUUUUUAUAUUGUGCAUGAGAUGGG